AUGCCUUCUGCUGAGCCACCGAAAAAAUCCCAAAUUCUGGUUAUCGGAGGAGGACCCGGUGGAAGCUACGCUGCGGCUGCACUCGCGUUGGAGGGUUUCGACGUUGUCCUGUUUGAGAUGGCCAAAUUUCCUAGAUACCAUAUUGGAGAGUCGCUGAUACCUUCUGUGCGGCAUUAUUUACGUUUCAUUGGCGCUGAGGACAAGCUUGCUGCGCAUGGAUUUGCUCGUAAACCAGGUUCGGCGAUCAAAUUUAAUCAGUAUAUGCGCGAAGGAUACACCGACUUCGUUGCUCUAGGGGCGGAGAACAACGCAUGGAACGUCGUCCGGUCAGAGUUCGACCACCUUCUACUCCAACACGCCGUAUCAUGUGGAGUCCGUGUAUUCGAACAGACAAGGGUCACCGACAUCAGCUUUAUCAACGACGGAAAGGAUACUAAUACCAGCGAGCGGCCGGCAUUUUCCCGUACGUCGUCGUUGGGUUGUCCGGGGCUCCCUUCCGUCGACGAGAAUACUGGAGGCCGCAAGGUCGAGCUGGGACGCGCAACCAGCGCGCAGUACGAGACCGUUCUAGGCGGAAGGGGCGAGAUCAAAUUCGAUUUUCUUGUCGAUGCCAGUGGGCGGGCAGGGAUUAUCAGCACAAAGUAUCUCAAGAAUCGCAAGUUCAACGAAUCCCUGCGUAAUAUCGCUGUGUGGGGUUACUGGUGUGGUACUGGCAUGUAUGGAGCGGGGACAAGCAGGGAAAACGCCCCGUUCUUCGAAGCGUUGCGCGACGAGUCUGGGUGGGCAUGGUUCAUCCCUCUGCACAAUGGUUUGACGUCCGUUGGGAUCGUCAUGAACCAGAAGCAGCUCGGCCUGCGCUCGCGCGCAUCUUCGUCUGCAAGUACAGCAUCGGCAGCGAUGCGUCGUCGUUCUCAAUCCUUGUCGACGGCCACGAAGUCCGCACUAGCAGAGCGUUACUUGAGCUUCAUAGAACUCGCGCCUGGAGUGUUGGAUCUCAUUGGAGAUGGGAAGCUCGUUGGGGUAGAAGAAGAGGUAGAGGGAAUGGGCGUGUACGGGGACGGCCCGCCAGUGAAAAGUGCAAGCGAUUUCAGCUACUCUGCCGACGCCUAUGCUGGGGAGGGAUGGCGAAUUAUUGGUGACGCGGGCUCCUUCAUUGACCCGUUCUUUUCUUCGGGAAUCCACUUGGCUAUGACGGGCGCACUCUCCGCUGCAGCGUCAAUCGCCGCUUCGAUCAGAGGCCACUGCACUGAGCUGGAAGCAGUGCAAUGGCACAGUAGUCGUGUAGCAAUCUCAUACACGAGAUUUCUUGUCGUGGUAUUAAGUGCAUACAAGCAGAUCCGUGCUCAAUCUACGAACGUGCUGUGCGACAUUGAUGAAGACAACUUCGACAAAGCUUUUGCGUACUUACGCCCAGUCAUCCAGGGCGGUGCGGAAAUGGGCGCUCGGCUUUCGGAAGACGAGCUGCAGCGUGCGCUCGACUUCUGUGUCCACCUGUUCGAUCCGACUACCCCGGAGCAGCAUGAAGCAGUACGGAAACGGCUGCAGUCACUGGACGGUACUCUACCCGAUGUGCGUGAGGAAAAUGGUCCCAUGAACGUAGUCUUGCCCGAGGAUCGGGCGGUGCUCAUGGACGUGCAUGCGCCUCUGGUGGAUCUAGCAAAGCUUGAAAAAGUUCUGGGAGACCAUGCUCGGCUUCAAAAUUUCGACGAUAAGACGGAUUCGCAAAGAGGGGCGGUGGCUUCGGAAGUAAAAAUGGUCCUUGAGAAAGUUAAUGCGCGUCGGGUCAUACAUUCCGAGCAUGGGAAUGGACUCAAUUGCUUGGAGGAGGAAGUUGUUGAAGGGCUCGUCGUCAGCUUGUGCAGAGGUCAGCUGGGACUACGUAAGGCUGCUACGUGA
This is a messenger RNA of Fibroporia radiculosa, 1896 nucleotides long. RefSeq lists its product as uncharacterized. Lineage: Eukaryota; Fungi; Basidiomycota; Agaricomycetes; Polyporales; Fibroporiaceae. The coding region runs from base 1 to 1896 and encodes 631 amino acids. Gene Ontology annotation, molecular function: monooxygenase activity. The record is from RefSeq and is a predicted model, not a curated record. The transcript is spliced from 10 exons.